GCCUUCUAGGUCGUAGCUCAGACGACGAAGAGGAUCAGUCACGCGCACAAACUCGAAAGUACACACACAAGAGAGAUGGCAGUCAUGGAGAAGCUCAGGAUGUUCGUCGCUCAGGAGCCUGUCGUCGCAGCUUCUUGCCUCAUCGCCGGCGUUGGACUCUUCCUUCCCGCUGUAGUAAGGCCAAUUCUAGAUUCCUUUGAAGCUUCUAAGCAAGUCCCUCAGCCUGCUUUAAGUGAUGUGGUUGCAGGUAUGACAGGUAAAAAAUAGCGGUGAUAUGAUUUAUCGGUACAGGCAACAAAAUUCGAACGAUUUCCCUGUGUCAUUUUUCCAUUUUCUUGAGCAUUGAAAUAAGCAUGACAAACUUGUAUGGAGACAGUGAUGCUGCAUGUUGAAUAUUAUCCUUUUUGUUACAAGCAGAUGAUUGGUUU
Molecule: messenger RNA, 428 nt
Organism: Pyrus x bretschneideri (Chinese white pear)
Lineage: Eukaryota; Viridiplantae; Streptophyta; Magnoliopsida; Rosales; Rosaceae
Exons: 3
Coding region: 76-267 (63 amino acids)
Source: RefSeq, a predicted model, not a curated record